CACUAUGUUAAGGGCCAAACAAACUUGGUUUUAAUUGGUAUAGCCUUGCCAAGGUCUUGUUGAUUUUGUGCUUAACUAAUUCCAAGACCUUGGUUAAAAAAAUAAAAUUUGAUAUAAAAGGGGAUAAGCAGGGAAAAGGAUAGAGAAAAAAAAAAACAAAGAAGAAAGAAAUGGGCAUGGGAGAAAUAAUGGCAGGAAGUGCAACUAAGGUUGCAUUUAUAGUCUUGGUAACUUUCUCCAUUACCAUUCCAUGCCUUGUUGAGGCUGGCAUUGCUGAGUUUGAUGAUUUUCUUAAAGAACAAGCUGAUGAAGCCUAUCAAAUUGCUCUUGCUUCCUAUGUGCCAAAGCCUGAAGAAGUUGCAGCUGAGCUUAACCUACACGUUCAUUUGGCGUUGGAGCAGACAAACGACACAAGGAGGGAGCUAAGGCAGCGAGGAGGAGGAGGAGGACGCCGCGGAAGAGGAAAACGCUGCGUCGCCACCAACCCCAUCGACAAAUGCUGGCGCUGCCGCAAAGACUGGGCCAACGACCGCUUCCGCCUCGCCAAGUGCGGCAAAGGCUUCGGCCGACGCGCCACCGGCGGCCUCGGCGGCCCAAUCUACGUCGUCACCGACUCCUCCGACAACGACAUGGUCAACCCAAAGCCCGGAACCCUCCGCUACGGCGUCGUCCAGAAAGGCCCACUGUGGAUCAUCUUCCAACGCAACAUGGUCAUCACGUUGAACCAGGAGCUUCUGGUUUCCUCCGACAAAACCAUCGAUGGCCGCGGCGCCAACGUUCAGAUUCGCGACGGCGCCGGGAUUACCAUGCAGUUUGUGAACAAUGUCAUCAUCCACGGGCUUCGCAUCAAGAAUGUGAAGUCUAAGCCUGGUGGUAUGAUGAGGGAUUCUUGGAACCAUGUUGGAACGAGAACAAGGAGUGAUGGUGAUGCUAUCUCGAUUUUUGGAUCGUCGAACAUUUGGGUUGAUCAUAUUUCCAUGUCUGAUUGUGAGGAUGGUCUUGUUGAUGUUAUUCAGGGUUCUACUGCAGUCACCAUUUCGAAUUGUCACAUGACUAAGCAUAACGAUGUGAUGCUGUUUGGAGCUAGCGAUUCGUACAACGGGGAUAAGAUUAUGCAGGUGACGUUGGCGUUCAACCACUUCGGUCAAGGGUUGAUUCAGAGGAUGCCGAGGUGUAGGUGGGGUUUUGUUCAUGUUUUGAACAAUGACUAUACUCAUUGGAUGAUGUAUGCGAUUGGUGGUAGCUCGGGGCCGACGAUUUUGAGCCAGGGGAAUCGUUUCAUUGCUCCGAACAAUGAUGCUGCCAAGGUGAUCACGCACAGGGACUAUGCAGGACCUGAUGUGUGGAAGCAUUGGCAGUGGCAAUCGGAGAUGGACCUGUUCAUGAAUGGUGCUAAGUUUAUUCCUUCAGGGGCGCCGAUUAGUAGGGGUUCGUUCAAGAAAGGGUUGAUGAUGAAACCAAGAGAUGGGUCUCAUGUCAGCAGGCUAACAAAGAAUGCUGGUGCCCUUCCUUGCAGGGUAGGCAAGCCUUGUUAGAAAUUUGUAUAUUAUAUCAUUGUAUUUUGUUUUGUUUUGUUUUGUUUAUAAUUAACACACACCUUGUAGAAGAUAUGGCAAUCCUCUAGUUAUAGGAUGAAGUGGCACUAUGUUUAGGGGGAUGAAUAUUGUACAUUUACCUUCUACAGUAAACAUGUUGUGACCUUCUGAGAGAAACAAAAAGAGAAGUUGUUUCUUAGAUUCAGAUGAUAAGAAAUAAGAUGAAAAAGUUUCAAAUUAUUUGUAAA
Molecule: messenger RNA, 1783 nt
Organism: Lotus japonicus
Lineage: Eukaryota; Viridiplantae; Streptophyta; Magnoliopsida; Fabales; Fabaceae
Product: pectate lyase-like
Exons: 3
Coding region: 171-1535 (454 amino acids)
Molecular function (GO): pectate lyase activity
Source: RefSeq, a predicted model, not a curated record